UUGCAUACUCAUCAGGCGUGCAAGCAAACCAAACCAUGUUGACUUUGCCGUAGGUCAGUUGAGAUCACCAGGAUGAGUACUUUGAUGAUAAUUUAAAUGUUCAAAAUACAUCAGUCCAGGGCUCUGAUUUUUGUUUUGACGAAACUAUGGCUGUUAUUGAUGAUUUGGCUGUUGUCAUGGAAGAGAACAAGCGUGGUAUUCAGUACGGAUUAUAUUCUACUGCUCUCUUCGGACUAGCUAUAGCACUGCGAAGUGUACGACCGUUCAAGAAGUUUACAACACCUCAAUCUUUGCCAUCAUCAUUUCUAAAGAAACACAUCACACUGUACGGCCAAGUAAUAGAGGUGGAGCCCAAUGGUCUAUUAAAAGUAAAUCACUUUCCGAUUUGGCCACUUCCAGGCCAAAGCUCCUCCUUACUACCCAUUCAAAUUGACAGCAUUCAAACAGUUGGACUAAGUACAGCCUGGUUGAGCACUGUGGUAAAAGGCAGUAAAAUUAAAUUUCAACCUAUAAUGGUGCAAGACAAUGCCUUAUCAUGCAUUGUGAUAAGGGAGGGAAAAAAUAUUGGUACACAACUAGUUUCCAUAGGUUUUGCAUCUGUGAAACCCAUUCAUACUUCAUUAGAUAACAGCAAACUGUACCUAAGAUACUAUAAAGAGUUGUUGGCCGCAGAAGAUAAAGCAGAGAAGAAGAAACUGGGAAUGUGGAAUGAUAAGCUCUAAGCAGGAUACCUAAUUUGAUGAGUUUGAAUCUGUCGAGAUGCUUUUGAAAGCACAUAUAUUUUCCUUGAGUGUCGUGCCAUUGAAUCUUCUGCAUUCAUAAAUAAUUUAUCAGUAUUAUAAAAAUUAUUUUGUAAGCAUAUUAAUAGUAGCAUAAGUAUAAAAAGUUUAUCAUUGACAAAUUUUUAAAAUAAAGUGAAAAAGAUUUUAA
Messenger RNA from Frankliniella occidentalis (western flower thrips), 930 nucleotides. RefSeq lists its product as uncharacterized. Lineage: Eukaryota; Metazoa; Arthropoda; Insecta; Thysanoptera; Thripidae. The record is from RefSeq and is a predicted model, not a curated record. The transcript is spliced from 4 exons. Bases 147 to 722 code for a protein of 191 amino acids.